GUGCGGACUGCGUCUGGCGUGCGGGUCCCAGCACGCGAACCCUAGAUCCGGAAGCCGCACUCGGGCGGGCAGGCGACCGCCUUAUCCCCGAGCAAGACCAGGGCGCGGCCGGAACCGGGAGCCCCGUCGCCGGCCACGCCCCCCACCCACCGCUCGCGCGCGUCUCGUCGUCGUUGAGCUCCUCCGCUUCCGCUGCCGGGAGUCCUGCCCUCGCGCCGCCGACACCGGCGGGUAGGAUCACGGCGCCCUCGACCCGCAGAUCCGGCCGCGGCUCAGGUAACAUGGCUCGCGAGUCCCUGCAUGUGGGAGCACCUUGUUUGGCUUACGUUACCAUCCGUACCAUCUCAUCGCAGAACUUGACUGGAAGGAGAUACUUAUGGCGAGGGGACAAAUACUAGCUGUUCUUCAAAUAGGUGGAGAAUUCACCACCGAUGAAGAUGGACACAUGUCAUAUUCUGGUGGAGAGGCACAUGCUAUGCAUGUCCAAAGUGACUGGACUUUUAGCGCAUUUAAGCAAGAGAUAUCGUCGACACUUAACAAUCUGAAGCUCGACCAGUUCGCAUUCAAGUAUUUCCUUCCAAAGAAUGAUAAAACUUUGAUCUCUAUUUCCAAUGACAAGGACCUACGACGCAUGGUUGAAUUCCAUGCGGAGUCAGAUUCAACAUACAUUUAUGUCAUGAAGAAAGCUGACAACAGGUCAAAGAGCAUUGUUGCUGUCUCAGCCACUCCCACAGAUGCCUUUGCCAUUUCCCCAACAACUCAGGAUGGGUCUAAGAGACAAAAGGUUUGUGCAAGUUGGAAGAAUGUGAUAACUGGAGUUGGCCAAGUGUUUGAAGGCCCUAAGGAUUUCCGUGAUGCCUUACAUAAGUAUGCCAUUGCACAUAGAUUCCAUUAUAGAUUUAUCAAGAACGAUUCAUCUCGUGUGACUGCUGAGUGUACUGGUGAAGGUUGCCCAUGGCGAAUACAUGCUUCUAAGUCCCCUGCAAAGAAAGAAUUUAUGAUCAAGAAAAUAUCUGAAAGUCACACCUGUGAAUCAGAAACAGUCAAAAGUAAUCGGUUGGCUUCUCAACGAUGGGUUGCUAGUGUCAUAAAAGAAAAGUUGCGUGAUAGUCCAAACUACAGGCCAAGAGAUAUUGCAAAUGAUCUUCAACGAGAGUAUGGACUAUGCCUGAACUAUUCACAGGCUUGGCGUGGAAGAUCAAUUGCUCAGAAGGAACUCUAUAGUACACAUGAAGAGGCAUGCAGUCAGCUGCCUUGGUUUUGUGAAAGGAUUGUAGAGACAAACCCUGGAAGUGUGGCAACUGUAGUGGCCUUGGAAGAUUCAAAGUUUCGUUUCUUUGUUGCAUUCCAUGCAUCGCUCCAUGGUUUUGAGCACGGGUGCAGGCCACUCCUUUUUCUUGAAGCGAUAACUGCAAAGCCGAAUAAGCAUUGGAAGCUACUGGCUGCUGCUUCAGUUGAUGGUGAAGGUGAUGUGUUCCCAGUUGCUUUUGGUGUUGUGGAUGAUGAGUCACGUGAAAAUUGGAAUUGGUUUCUCGAGCAACUAAAAUCUUCACUUGGGACAUCUCGAACCAUCACAUUCAUAUCGAAUGGAGAACAUGGACUUUGGGAUGUAGUAUCUUCGGUUUUCCAAGAGAGUCAUCAUGGCUACUGUGUGGAGUCUCUUAUUGAAGAAUUUAAGACGCAACUGGAUGAUGCAUUGACUGAGGAACUAAAAGAUUCCAUGGUUGAGCAUCUUAAGAAGGCCAUAUAUUCAUGCACAGCUGAUGAGUUCAAUCAGUAUAUUGAGCUCAUCAAAAGUGAAUCUGACAAGCUUGCUGAUUGGCUCUUGGAGAUCAAACCUGACCAGUGGUCAGAUGCUUUUUUUAAGGGAUCACGUCAUGGACAGUAUUCUUGUAAUGUUUUUGGCACUGUGUCUGAGUGGAUUCCCACAAGAUAUGAGCUUUCAGUUGUGCAAUUGGUUGACACGAUAAGGUGCAAGCUGAUGGAGAUGAUGUACACACGCAGGGAGUCUUCCAAUGCAUGGACUGAGGUAUUAACACCGGCAGCCAAUCAGAAACUUCAGGAAGAGGUGAACAAAGCCCACACCCUCAAUGUCCUUCCAGCAGAAAACGAUGAAAAUGGCAACAUGUUUAAGGUCUGUGAUGACUCAGUUAAUGUUGUCAACCUUGACACAUGGGAAUGCACCUGCCAAAGGUGGCAUAUUUCUGGACUGCCAUGCAUGCAUGCGAUUGCUGUACUGGACCGCACCGGGCAAUAUGCAUAUGACUACUGUGUGAAGUACUUCACAACAGCAUGCUACCGCUUGACCUACUCCUUGUCAAUAAAUCCCAUACCUGAUGUAGUUGUGCCACCUACAUUAAUCGACCCAGCUCAGAGCCCAGCAACAUACCCAUGCCCACUGCGAACCCGCCGUCGGGUUGGCCGGCCAAAAGAGAAGCCUGCUGAUCCUCGCAUUGCAAUCAAGAGGGCAGUGCGCUGCAGCAGGUGCAAGGGUUAUGGCCACAACAAGGCAACCUGCAAAGUUCCUGUCAGCACAUAGUAUUUACUCAUUGAAUCAGUUGUGCAAUGUACAUUAGGGUGGAGAGUUGUUCGUGUUAGUCUCUGCAAUGUUAGUGCUGAUGUUUCUUUUGAUAGUCUGUGAUACAUGCUAGGGUUGAUCUCUGCAGCAGUUGCAAGGGUUAUGGCCACAACAAGGCAACCUGCAAAGUUCCUAUCAGCACAUAGUAUUUAAUCAUCGGAUCAGUUCUGCAAUGUACAUUAAGGUGGAGAGUUGUUCAUGCUAUUGUUCUCAAAAAUGCUAGUUCUGAUGUUUCGUUGGAUAGUCUAUGAUACAUGCUAGGGUUGAUCUUAGCUCUGAAUUGAUCUGUAUUUUCACCGUUGCUUAGACUUACUGUAUUAGUCUGUGAGUAAAACACUGUAGCUAACACUUGGGAAAGCCUUGGAGGGUCUGUGUCUUAUACUCGUUGCGAUCCAAUA
Messenger RNA from Sorghum bicolor (sorghum), 2976 nucleotides. RefSeq lists its product as uncharacterized. Bases 377 to 2539 code for a protein of 720 amino acids. Gene Ontology annotation, molecular function: protein binding; zinc ion binding. The record is from RefSeq and is a predicted model, not a curated record. The transcript is spliced from 4 exons. NCBI's taxonomy places the organism in Eukaryota, Viridiplantae, Streptophyta, Magnoliopsida, Poales, Poaceae.